Trichomonas vaginalis G3 is the source of this 594-nucleotide messenger RNA. RefSeq lists its product as uncharacterized. The transcript has a single exon. Lineage: Eukaryota; Parabasalia; Trichomonadida; Trichomonadidae. The record is from RefSeq and is a predicted model, not a curated record. Bases 1 to 594 code for a protein of 197 amino acids.
AUGGAUUUAAAUAGUAAAUCAGAAGUUCUAAAGAAGGCAUCUGAAGUCUAUCAGCAAGAAAAAGCUCAGUUAGACAAGUUAACAUUAGAAAAUAAAAAACUUCGUUCACUUCUUGAAAUGCAAAAUCAAAUGAUUUCAAAUCAGCAAGAAUUAAUUCACCAAGUAGUUCAAGAAACUCGCAAAUAUAUAGAAAUUGAGAAAGAACGUCAUGAUAUUCAGGCAAAGAUUAAGCAAGAGACAGAAAAUCUUAAUUCAGCGAUUAAAGACUCUGAAGAAGUUUUGAAAGUAGUAAAUGAAGAUAUGCCUGAAAUUUCAAAAUCUAAAGAAGAUACUAUUCAUGCAUUAAGACACAUUAAUUUACUCAAAGGAAUUGAAACAAUUCAAACUCUAAUAUUCAACUUAUCCGAAAAGGCUAUGAAUGAGCACAAGACUGUAAUCGAUAAAUCAGAUAUCUGCGAAUUAAUUCUUUCAAUUAAUGAAGUUAUUGACAUUGCUGUUCAAUCUGGAGCAGCAACUGAGUCUGAAGAUCAAACUAUAGCUAGACAUGCUUUGAUUAUAGGUGUACUCAAUGGAAAAAGGCCAGUAGAAGAAUAA